UAUGCAUAAUAAACGCAGGUAACCAAACACUAUUGCCUAAGAACUCAGUUCCAUGGAGGCACCAUCAUCAUUUUACUGCCUUUCAAUCUUCCUGUUUCUGUUUCUUUUACACCAACCAUCAAAGUGCCAGCAAGAAUAUCUUAACAAUACUCAGCUCAAUUGUUAUGAAAAUCCUUCCAUAUCGAAAGGGUAUCUUUGCAAUGGCAAUCAAAUGCCAUGUCAAUCAUUUUUGACCUUUUUAUCUCGCCCGCCUUAUGACUCCCCCGUUUCCAUUGCUUACCUUUUAGGUUCAGAAGCUUCAAGUAUAGCCUUGAUCAACAAUAUACCACUCCAUGAUAAAAUUUCCUUUGAAAAAUUGAUUAUAGUUCCUGUUUCUUGUUCUUGUACCGGUAGCAUUUACCAGCAUAAUGCACCUUACACUGUUAAAAAUCUAUCUGAAACUUACUUUCGAAUAGCUAAUGACACUUACCAAGGCCUAACUACUUGCCAAGCACUAAUGGGUCAAAACUACUAUAAUUCUGGAAAUCUUCAGGUAGGAAUGGAGCUAAUGGUUCCUUUAAGAUGUGCUUGUCCAAGUCAAAACCAAACAGCAAAUGGGGUGAUCUCUUUGCUGAUGUAUAUGGUGACAUGGGGAGAUACAAUUUCAUCGAUUGGAAAAGCUUUCGGGGUUGAUGUAGAAAGCAUACUGGAGGCUAACAAGUUGUCACAAAACAGUCUGAUCUUUCCAUUUACACCUAUUUUGGUUCCGCUUAAGAGUGAGAGUUGCAUGGCUAAUUCAGAUAAUUUCUUUUGCCAAUGUCCUAAUGGGUUUCUUGUCAAUGGAGGGGCAGAAGGUCUUAAUUGCAUACCAGACAGCAAAAAAUUUCCUGUCAAACUGGUUACACUAUUAGGCAUUGGAAUUGGGAUCGGACUGUUGUUUGUAUUCCUCUGUAGCUACAAGUUAUAUCAGUACCUAAAGAAUAGAAGACAAAGAAUUCGCAAAGAGAGAUUACUUGAGCAAAAUGGAGGCUUCUUGUUACAGAAGAGACUAUUAUCUUGUGGAGGAGGUGAAAAGGCAAAAUUGUUCAGGGAAGAGGAGCUGAAAAGAGCAACAGACAACUACAACCAAAGUAGAUUUCUUGGUCAAGGAGGUUAUGGCACUGUGUACAAAGGAAUGUUACCAGAUGGCACAAUAGUUGCUGUUAAAAGAUCAAAAACUAUUGAAAGAAGCCAAAUUGAUCAAUUCAUAAAUGAAGUUGUGAUUCUAUCUCAGAUAAAUCAUCGAAACAUUGUCAAGCUUCUAGGCUGUUGUUUAGAGACUGAAUUUCCAUUAUUAGUGUACGAGUUCAUUUCCAAUGGAAACCUUUCGCAUCAUAUUCGUAAGGAAAAUUGUAGAGAAUCUUCAAUUUCAUGGGAAGAUCGCUUCAGAAUUGCAAGUGAAGUAGCUGGAGCAAUAGCAUACAUGCACUCUGCAGCUUCAUUUCCAAUCUUUCAUCGCGACAUCAAAUCUUCAAACAUACUACUAGAUGAUAAGUACAGUGCAAAAGUAUCAGAUUUUGGGACUUCAAGAUCAAUCCCAUAUGACAGAACUCAUUUAACCACAGCAGUACAAGGAACAUUUGGAUACAUGGAUCCUGAAUACUUCCACACAAGUCAAUUCACUGAUAAAAGCGAUGUGUAUAGUUUCGGGGUUGUGCUGAUAGAACUCCUGACAGGCCAAAAGCCUAUUUCUUUUACUAGAACUGAAGAUGAGAGAGGCCUUGUUGCACAUUUCAUGUCAUCAAUAAAGGAGGAUCGUCUUUCUCAACUUUUAGACCCCACAGUUGCUACAGAAGCAAGGAAAGAAGAUAUUGAAACCAUUGCAAAGCUUGCAAUGAGAUGUCUGAGAUUGAAUGGAAAAAAGAGGCCGACAAUGAGAGAAGUAGCAAUGGAGCUAGAUGGAUUAAGGAAGUACAAAGGAAGCUUGGAAAUUGACAAGCCUAAUUGGUUGAUCAAAGAGGAAGGAUUGUUGCUGCACUCUAUUGAUGUGUCUUCACAAGAAUCAAUAGAGGAUUUCAUUACCUUGGAAAUGGAAUCUACCUCACUCUAGAUAGCUGAUUAUAUUUUAUUUUUGUAAAUUCUCCUAGGGAAGUUUAUGUGUAUAGAUAAUACUUAUUGGUAGGUGCAACCUUGAAUGAAUGUAUCUUUUAAAUUCAUUAUUUUAUUCAACCUCCAAUUUUGUGAACAUGAAAUAAUUUCA
Molecule: messenger RNA, 2218 nt
Organism: Jatropha curcas
Lineage: Eukaryota; Viridiplantae; Streptophyta; Magnoliopsida; Malpighiales; Euphorbiaceae
Product: putative wall-associated receptor kinase-like 16
Biological process (GO): cell surface receptor signaling pathway; protein phosphorylation
Cellular component (GO): plasma membrane
Molecular function (GO): protein serine/threonine kinase activity; ATP binding
Source: RefSeq, a predicted model, not a curated record